This is a messenger RNA of Punctularia strigosozonata HHB-11173 SS5, 657 nucleotides long. Its product is annotated as TRAPP complex subunit bet5. The record is from RefSeq and is a predicted model, not a curated record. Gene Ontology annotation, cellular component: TRAPP complex. Gene Ontology annotation, biological process: endoplasmic reticulum to Golgi vesicle-mediated transport. NCBI's taxonomy places the organism in Eukaryota, Fungi, Basidiomycota, Agaricomycetes, Corticiales, Punctulariaceae. The transcript has 3 exons. Bases 1 to 657 code for a protein of 218 amino acids.
AUGACCAUCUACAGCAUGUACAUCUACGACCGUCACUGCGCAUGCGUCUACUACCAUGACUGGCAUCGCACGAAACGGCCCAAGCCCGCCGCAGAAGGCAACAUACUCCCCGCCGUUUCGCAUGCGAUCACGACCAACCCACCCUCUAGCGUCGCCUCCUCGGCGUACAACUCCCCGCGGAAUACGCUCUCGUCGCAAACGGGCAUUGUGGUAGCGCUGAACAGCGACGUGCCGCCCUCACCACCACCGCCCCUGCUCCAGACUGUGGCCCCCCAGCAGCCACAAGCCGGGGCAAGUCAGGGCAGCACGGGUUUGCCAUUCGACGAAGAGGCCAAGCUCGUGUACGGUGUGAUGGUUUCGCUACGCGCGAUGGUGAAGAAGCUUUCUGGACGAGACGAACAGUUCACCUCAUACAAAACUUCCGCAUACAAGCUUCACCUCUUCGAAACGCUCUCUGGCUACAAGUUCAUCAUGCUUUCCGACCCUUCUACUGAUUCCCUUCGAUUCAUCCUUCGUCAGAUCUAUACCGGCCCCUUCCUCGAGUACGUUGUUCGCAAUCCCUUGGUUCAGAUGGACUCGAAGGAACGAGGCAUCGAUAAUGAGUACUUCCGCGCGAGCACGGACCGUUUAGUCAGAGGACUGUCUGUUUUCCCGUAG